Xenopus laevis (African clawed frog) is the source of this 1238-nucleotide messenger RNA. It is a transcript of the gene arl6.L, whose product is annotated as ADP ribosylation factor like GTPase 6 S homeolog. Gene Ontology annotation, cellular component: axoneme; ciliary membrane. The record is from RefSeq and is a predicted model, not a curated record. Gene Ontology annotation, molecular function: GTPase activity; GTP binding. NCBI's taxonomy places the organism in Eukaryota, Metazoa, Chordata, Amphibia, Anura, Pipidae. The coding region runs from base 192 to 773 and encodes 193 amino acids. The transcript has 9 exons.
CACGAUCUCGCGAGAUGUCGUUCGAGACGUCUGGAUUCGCUGCCCGGCAGGAGUUAAGGAGCCACAUCUAAAUAGGACCUCGGGGCUUAUAAACAGCGAUUCGGAACAGCGAGCUUUGUUGAGAAUAUCGGGAUUGUCCCGGGAAUAGCGGGACUGUUCGGUGGUACAAAGAGAGCUGUUGGCUGAACACCAUGGGAUUGUUUGACAAGCUGGCAGGAUGGCUGGGCCUGAAGAAGAAAGAAGUGCAUGUCUUGUGCCUUGGAUUAGACAACAGUGGGAAGACUACAAUAAUCAACAAACUGAAACCUGCCAAUGCGCAGACCCAUGAUAUAGUCCCGACCAUUGGAUUCAGCAUAGAGAAAUUCAAAACAUCUAGCUUGUCGUUUACAGUUUUUGAUAUGUCCGGACAGGGGAGAUACCGAAAUCUCUGGGAGCAUUAUUACAAGGAAGGGCAGGCUAUUAUUUUUGUCAUUGACAGCAGUGACAAGCUGAGAAUGGUUGUGGCCAAGGAAGAACUGGAGACCCUGUUAAAUCACGCAGACAUAAAGCACAGGCGAAUGCCAGUCCUGUUUUUUGCUAACAAGAUGGACCUAAGAGACUCGCUGUCAUCCGUAAAAGUAUCUCAGUUGCUGAGCCUGGAGAACAUAAAGGAUAAGCCGUGGCACAUUUGUGCAAGUGAUGGGCUUACAGGAGAAGGCCUCCAAGAAGGUGUAGACUGGCUCCAGGAACAAAUCACACAAUCAAAUCCAAACAAUGAAGACUUAAAAAGAUGAAGACACCCUGCAGUAACAUACUGUACACAUUGGAACCAAGGAUGAGUUUAUUGGGCUUUUAUUUUAUCUAGAUUCUCAGGUAUAUAUAAAUAUAUUCUAUAAUAACAGUGAAUCCAAUCUGAUUGUUACAUGUAAGUAGCACACGUUUUAUUUUCUGUACGUUACACGGUUUGUUAAAUCCAGGGAAUUAAAAUGUGCGAAUUUUGUAAAUAACGAGCAGAGCAGUGGAGUUCGCUUUUUAAUUUAUUAUGGAAAAUUCUGUGCAUUAGCUGUAUAUUAAUGAUGUGCUGUAUAGAAUAUGAAAUUCUGGUGAUGUUUUAAAUUUGUUAUAUAUUUGUUUGUCAUGGUGUUUUUCAAGGUUCGUGGCAGGAACAAACCCUUCAUCUGAUUGCCUAGGCCGAAUUUAUUAUAAAAUUGGAAAAGAUAUUGUAUACAUUGUGCGUUAAUAAAUGAAAUUGGAAAAGA